CGCCCCCGGCCGUGCGCCUACGUAGAGUCGUAGAGAGGUGAGGCGCGUGCCCAUGGCACCCACCCAGCAUCAUCACGCCCACACCUCCUGCUCGCGCGUAUAAAAACGGUUCAUGGAAGGAUUGGAGGCCGCUGGCUACCACGCGGAUCGGAAGAAUCCAUCGAUUUCUCGGGAGAGGGAUAUCCGUUUCUGCAUCAUCAGCAGCAGCGGCGAUGCCGUUCUUCGAGGAAAUGAUGGAGGGAUCGUCGUACAUCCGCACGCACCUGCAGCAGAUCGCCGCAGCGUCGGUCUCCACGGCAAGCUGCGGCGGCGCGUCUAACACCGACGCCGAUGACGCGGAGUGCCGCGACGAGGCGGCGGCGCUGAGGCUCAAGAUGGUGGCCGUCGCGGCCAUACUCGUCGCCGGCGCGACCGGCGUCGCGAUCCCGCUCGUCGGCCGCCGCUGCCGCGGGCGCGGAGGAGGAGCCUCCUCCUCCUCCGGCUCCUUCUCCUCCUCCCCCUCCGCCGGCGGGGCGUUCGUGCUCGUCAAGGCGUUCGCGGCCGGGGUGAUCCUGGCCACGGGCUUCGUCCACAUGCUGCACGACGCGGACGAGGCGCUCACGGACCCCUGCCUCCCCGCCGCGCCCUGGCGCCGCUUCCCGUUCCCGGGCUUCGUCGCCAUGCUCGCCGCGCUCGCCACGCUCGUCUUCGACUUCGUCGGCACGCACAUGUACGAAAGCAAGCAGCACAGCGCCGACGCGGCGGAAGCCGCCGCCGCCGCAGGCAAUGCCAGUGUCAAUGCGAGCGGCCACGACGUGACCGCGGCGCUGCUAGAGGACGGCGCGCUCGCGGGGAGCGUUGCCAGCGGCAUAGGGUACGGCGCGCUCAUGGGGAGCGUUGGCAGCAGCAUAGGGUACAGCGCGCUCAUGGGGAGCGUUGGAAGCAGCAUCGGGGGAGGCCACAUGGACCCCAUGCACAUCGUGGGGAUGCGCGCGCACGCCGCGGCGCACAGGCAUAGCUACUCCCACGGGAUCGGCCCUUGUGAUGACGGUCACAAUGGGAACGAUGAGGAGCCGUCCCAAGCUCGUCAUGUGGUUGUCUCACAGAUUCUUGAGCUUGGGAUUGUAUCACACUCGGUGAUCAUCGGACUAUCUUUGGGCGUCUCACAGAACCCCUGUACCAUCAAGCCUCUAGUUGCUGCCCUCUCCUUCCACCAGUUUUUUGAGGGCUUUGCAUUGGGCGGCUGCAUUUCUGAGGCUCAGUUCAAGGGUUUCUCUACACUCCUUAUGGCUUUCUUCUUCGCUAUCACAACGCCUACUGGGAUCACCGUGGGGGCAGGUAUCGCGUCCUUCUACAACCCCAACAGCCCGAGGGCACUUGUGGUAGAGGGCAUUCUGGAUUCCAUAUCGGCUGGUAUUCUGAUCUACAUGGCCUUGGUGGACCUCAUUGCAGCUGAUUUCCUCAGCAAGAGAAUGAGCUGUAACCUGAGGCUUCAAGUCUGCUCAUACAUUGCCUUGUUCCUUGGUGCCAUGUCCAUGUCGUCUCUGGCCAUCUGGGCUUAGCAAGUAGAAUGGAAGUAAGGCAAAGGUUUGAGGGGGGCUGCUUAAUUGCCUUUCGUAGCAGCGGUUCUCUCCGGCAGCUAGUUGGUUGAAUUCUUCAUGAGAAUGGGGGCAUUCUUUUUUCUUUCCUCAUUCUUUGUUGUCUAUUGUCUCUCAUGUUGUGUGGCCGUAAGAUUCAGUCCUUUUGGUGUACAAAAUCAAUGCUCUUCUUUGGGAUACAUUGUACUGGAUUAGAAGACAGAUGGACAUAGUAGUUCAGGGUUUCAGGAAAUAAAUGGUUCUUGACUCCCAUCAGUCUUUACAGAUGUAUAUUAAUUAGAAAAGGCUUAUCAGUGCUCUGUCUUGCAAGCAUUUUUCGUAAGCAUAUAAGACUGAAUGUUGGAAA
Molecule: messenger RNA, 1923 nt
Organism: Sorghum bicolor (sorghum)
Lineage: Eukaryota; Viridiplantae; Streptophyta; Magnoliopsida; Poales; Poaceae
Product: zinc transporter 10
Exons: 5
Coding region: 213-1541 (442 amino acids)
Biological process (GO): zinc ion transmembrane transport
Cellular component (GO): plasma membrane
Molecular function (GO): zinc ion transmembrane transporter activity
Source: RefSeq, a predicted model, not a curated record